UGUGGUCUCGUAACAAUGAGGCCGAGGAAAAUCAAAAAGUUUUACACUUACAAUGAAGAUACUUGCUUACUUGCUUUGAUGCUCGAUGAAAAAUCAAGAGGGAGAGAUGAGGGGGCUGAGGGAGUUUUGUGGUUGAAUAGGUCCCUGUUAUUCUUUGAACUUGUGUUUGAAGAGAUAAUUAAGAGUUUACAAAGAAAAGAGAUUGAUGCCAGCAUUAAAACUAUACUUACAACCGCAUACAACGGUUCAGUCAAAAAGUAUCACAAUUGGGUCACACAAAAAAUAUUUUAUCUAAUUUUGAACAUCUCUCCGAGUCUACCGCAAAUGCUGAAAUUAUUAGAUCCUUCACAGAACAUGGAAGAAUUCGAAAAACGGCUAAUAGAACUUCACUAUUGCCUAAAGAUCAUUAGGUGCAGAAUAGACACAUUUUUUCAAGAAAAUAAUAUGUUUGUAGAAAAUAAAUAAUUUAACGUUACAAAAUUUAAGGAGAAGUUUAAUACAUACCUACUAUACAUUACUUGUGGAUGCUAUUAUGUUAUGGACAUGCUAAUAAUUUUAUUGGCAGCAGGUAAUGUUACAAUAAUAAUGAUCAUAUUUUAAUAAUACCUGUAGGUAAGAUAGACCAGUGAUGUCAAUUUCUGUUUUUUGUUUUAUUGCUUACUUAUUUGUAAUUUUAAAGAUUUAUCAUGUUAUAUUUUUAAAAUCAAAAAUCCUAAAAUGCUUAAACAAUCCUGUUAUUAUGCUUAAAAUAUAUUUGCAUUAAGUUUGAAGAUCAUCUAGUCCCAACAUUCCUUUAAGUCUGCAGUAUUCUGUAGAUUAAAGUUGUAAUAUUAUCGUCCACUGUAUUAAGUCCAACUACAAACUAGGCCAAAGAAAUAACAAACUUAAAUGAUUUUUCUCCACGGUCCGGAGUGACCUUCUCAGAAAACUUAAUUAUUUGAAGUCACCCAGUAAAUAAAAUAUAGACACGGUGUUCCUCUAAUAUGACAUGUUUAUGGAUAAGAAAUAAAUUGUGUAAUAGAAUUAAUGAAUUGGCCGUAGGUUCAUUGGUGCUCCCGAAUAGAAAUUGUGUUUAAAAGAUUCUACUAAUUAGAUGUAAGAAAACCGAACAUAAAAUUAUUAAAAUACCAAAAUAAUGCUUUGAGCAUAAGUUUUAUUUAAGAAGUGUUAAACAUAUUUUUGUAUGGAGUGAUCUUUAAAAUAUUUUAAUCAUACUGUAGUCUGAAAGUGAAAAGUAUUACUUACCAACAAUAUAACUAUUGUGGUUAUGUUAUUUUUUAUGGAUUUGAAAGAGCUUUAUUAUAAAUAA
Messenger RNA from Aricia agestis (brown argus), 1309 nucleotides. Its product is annotated as glycolipid transfer protein-like. Gene Ontology annotation, molecular function: ceramide 1-phosphate transfer activity; ceramide 1-phosphate binding. The coding region runs from base 16 to 465 and encodes 149 amino acids. NCBI's taxonomy places the organism in Eukaryota, Metazoa, Arthropoda, Insecta, Lepidoptera, Lycaenidae. The transcript has 4 exons. The record is from RefSeq and is a predicted model, not a curated record. Gene Ontology annotation, cellular component: cytoplasm; cytosol; membrane. Gene Ontology annotation, biological process: ceramide transport; intermembrane lipid transfer.